Messenger RNA from Gambusia affinis (western mosquitofish), 5604 nucleotides. RefSeq names its product T-box transcription factor 5a (gene tbx5a). NCBI's taxonomy places the organism in Eukaryota, Metazoa, Chordata, Actinopteri, Cyprinodontiformes, Poeciliidae. Gene Ontology annotation, biological process: regulation of transcription by RNA polymerase II; positive regulation of DNA-templated transcription; cardiac left ventricle formation. Gene Ontology annotation, cellular component: nucleus. The record is from RefSeq and is a predicted model, not a curated record. The coding region runs from base 575 to 2149 and encodes 524 amino acids. Gene Ontology annotation, molecular function: DNA-binding transcription factor activity, RNA polymerase II-specific; RNA polymerase II cis-regulatory region sequence-specific DNA binding. The transcript is spliced from 9 exons.
AAGCUAAAGCUACUCCUGCUCAGUGAACAUCACCUCUCUCCUCCUCCUCCAUAUACCCCUCCUCGUCCUCUUCCUCCUCCCCUCAGUGCUGCUUGCACGUCUCGGACUAGAUUUCCGCUUCACAAUGUUUGGUCACUGAUGCGCAGUGGAGAGUUUCAGAGCGAUCGCGCAGAAAGGAGAGCGAGAGGAGAGAGGAAGGGAGAAGAAGGAGGUGUCGGACCUGCUCCACUGGGAUUCGGCUGCAGCUCGGCGCUCAGUGUUAUCGGCGGGUUCAGCUCACAAAAGCGGGACGGGGCUGCAAAUUCCUCUACAUGGCUGUGAGCGGCGUCUCGUAGUUUGGUCCUCUUCCGUCAAGGCUCCGCUUGGAUGAAAUAAACACAUCACCGAAAAAAGGGAGCACUCAUGGGGAGACUCGUCGCGCAAAACGCCCGGACUGUCUGACUGGAGCAUUUGGACGUUUUUAGAGUGGUCUGCCCAGGUCGCAGACCAAAGCGUGUUUUUUUAUAUUUUUGUUUUGGCUUGUUUUUUAUUUUUGCCUUUAGCUGGGUCUGUGUAGUUUUUCGGGGCUCCGGUCAUGGCGGACCAGGAGGAGACGUUUGCCGUCCAGAACUCUCCGGGAGGUUCGGAUUCAAGGGAAUUACAGAACGAUAAUAAACCCGAGAAACAGAACGGGACUUCGGGGAAAUCCCCAUCAUCGCAGACAACUUACAUCCAGCAGGGAAUGGAAGGCAUAAAGGUCUACCUGCACGAAAGGGAACUGUGGAUCAAGUUUCACGAGGUGGGCACGGAGAUGAUCAUAACCAAAGCUGGACGGAGAAUGUUCCCCAGCUUCAAGGUUAAGGUGACUGGAUUAAACCCCAAAACGAAGUACAUUCUCCUGAUGGACGUGGUUCCUGCGGAUGAUCAUCGAUACAAAUUUGCCGACAAUAAAUGGUCUGUGACCGGGAAGGCAGAGCCCGCUAUGCCCGGGAGGCUCUACGUUCAUCCGGACUCCCCGGCCACGGGGGCGCACUGGAUGAGGCAGCUGGUCUCCUUCCAGAAGCUGAAGCUGACCAACAACCACUUGGACCCGUUCGGACACAUCAUUCUCAACUCGAUGCACAAGUACCAGCCGAGGAUUCACAUUGUGAAAGCGGAUGAAAAUAACGGCUUUGGCUCCAAAAACACGGCCUUCUGUACUCACGUUUUCCCGGAGACAGCAUUCAUUGCGGUCACGUCUUACCAGAACCACAAGAUCACACAACUAAAGAUUGAGAACAACCCGUUUGCAAAAGGCUUUCGUGGAAGCGAUGACAUGGAAUUACACCGGAUGACCAGAAUGCAAAGCACCAAAGAGUACCCAGUUGUGCCUCGUAGCACGGUGCGACAGAGGGUCGGCUCCAGCCACAGUCCGUUCAGCGGGGACGUCCAGGGCAUGGCCACGCCCAGCACCCUGAGCUCCCAGUACUCCCAGUGUGAAAACGGGGUCACAAGCACCUCCCAGGACUUGCUGCCUCAGUCUGGCUCCUACCCACUUCCACAUGAGCACGGACAAGAUUACUGCAUCAAGAGAAAAGGGGAUGAUGACUGUCAUUCAGGCGAACACGGCUAUAAGAAGCCAUACCUGGAAAGUUCUUCCAGCGAGGAGGACCACUACUAUCGUCCCGUUGGCUACCACCAGAGCCUCAGUCUUGCCAGCGGGGCCUACCGCAGCGAGUCCAGCCAGCGGCAGGCCUGUAUGUAUGCCAGCUCCACACAAGGUGCAGAACCUGUUCCCAGUUUGGAGGACAUCAGCUGCAACACGUGGGCCAGCGUCUCUCCUUAUGGCAGUUGUUCUGUCACCACCAUGCAGCCGAUGGAGAGGCUCCCCUAUCAGCAUUUUUCCGCUCACUUCACCUCAGGGUCUCUGGUGUCCAGACUAGGAGGGGUGGGUGGACACGGCUCUCCACAGCUGGGUGAGGGCCACCAUGCAGCGAUGUACCAGAGCUCCAUGGCCCACCAGACUCUGGGCCGCCAGUGCAGUCCUGGAGCUGGGAUCCAGUCACCGACAGCUGGCUUACAGGGAAACGAGUACCUCUAUGCACACGGCAUACCACGCACUCUAUCGCCACACCAGUAUCACUCUGUACAUAGUGUAAGCAUCAUGCCAGAGUGGAGUGAGAACAGCUAAGAAUCGAACAAUUGCAUACAUUGAAGAGGAAACAAAAGAAAAUGGACCAAAUAAAGCAACAUUGGGUCAGUUAUAUUUAUAUUUCCAAGGACUUGUUGCAGUUAAUCUUAAAAGGAACAUUCUUUCUUCAUUGAGGAAAGUUGAUAUUCGUUGGGUGAUUUACAUUGAGAUAAGUGGGUAUCUUAUCAAGUAGGUCUUUUUAGCAGAAUCUGCACUUAUAAAGAAGCAACAUGAACACAAAAACAUUGUGCUGGACCAGGACACUCAUGAAGCCUGCUCAAGUGCAGAGGAAGCUGACACUGAACAGAGCAGAAAUGCUUCAGAUGCUUGAACAGGAUGCUCCAGGUUAAAGGUGUUUUUCUGCAGCGUUUUGUUUUGAAUGACAGCAGAAAGCUGUUGUAUUUCCUGAAUGUUUGUCCUUUCUCACAUUUUCCUGACCAGAUAGUGUCUAUGACAUUUUUGUAGCAAAUUUAUGUUGUAAAAAAAGGAAAACUACAGACAGGGCUUAUUGUCAGUUUUGUUGUGGCUCUUUGGUCAAUGUGGUUUUUCCUUAAAUCAGAAAGUUGGUUUUAUUUGCUUAUAGGUAGAUUCAUUUAUUUACAUUCAAGUCAAAUACCUCAAAUCAAUUUUAUUAGGUUUAUGAGACAAUAGCUUGAAAACAUAUACAUACCUCUUAAAUAUUUUCACAAUUCACUUCAGUGUAUUUAUUGGGAUUUUAUGAAAUAGCCCAGCGAAAAGUAGUGCAUAAGUGUGAAAGUGUCAUAAAAAUGAUGCAUGGCUUUCAAAAUGCUUUACAUAUAUAAAUCUGACACAUGAACACUCAGACUAAAUCUAAUUGACUAAACAGCUUAAUCAAUUAAAUUCGAUCUUCAAGGAGAAGGCAUCAUAUUUUUUUAUUAAAAAAAGAAAAGCCAAAUGUAGUUUCAUUAUUUGAUUUUACAUGUUUUGAAAUAAACAUGGAAUACUUGAAGUGGUCAGAUUUCUAGUAGUGUGAUCUUUAAUUUAAGGAUCAACAAUGGGAUACAUUGUUGGUUUUUUGUAGGUUAACGAUUUCCAGGCUAACAGUUUCCCCCGGCCCCCAUGAACUGAUGUUAGGGUGAUCAGUUUUCCACCUCACCUAUGUGUAUGUGUGCACCUCACAUGUAUCUCCUACAUGUCUUGUGCAAACAGGAACACGCCAUCAGGACUUCUUGUGGUUUUCUUUCACCAAUGACUUUCUUGCAACUCUUCCAUAAGGGCCAUAUUUGAAGAAUCCACAUGUCAGAUUCUCAAAGCUAAACCGUGGGCCUCAUUAGCUGUCCUUGAGUUGGUUAAAGGGAUAGUCAACUCCCUUUAGCCAUCCUGUAUCCCUUGAUCUCCCUGUCAGGCCUGUUGAUUUAGUUUGACGGACAUGCCUUUGUGAGUUUGCAGUUGUGCCAUAGUUUUGAUGAUAAAUUGAACAACGUUCCAGACGUUUUUUUAAAUCUGGGGACAUUGCUUAUCACAACCCUGCUUGAAACCUGACAGGCAUGUUAAGGGUUUUCUUCCAUCUGUCCAUGUAAUUUAUAGAAGUUGAAUUUUUAAAUGAUGCCAUGUAUCUUUUCCUGUUCACAAUUAUGCACAACUUUUUUUAUUCGGAAAAUCCCAAUGAAAUAACCAGUAGCUGUUUCUGCAAUGAAAAAAAGUUCAUCGCAGAGGCCUUUACCGCACCUAUUGCUGCUGAGUGCAUUCAAGAUUUGAUAGGCAUGUCAAUAUCAUGCCAACUCUCUCCCAACAAAUUCCAGAAAAAGCUAUAUCGAGGCACCUAUUUUUUGUGCAUGAAAUUAGAUUAAAUUAGGGUUUCUUUUUAGUUUAUUUUUUGCUCCAGUAAUUAUCCCAAUAUUCAGCCAUUUUCUUUUCCUAGGUAUCAUUGAGCUACUUCAAUCUUAGGACUGCCAUUGCAGCGUUAGUGGAGUAUGAUUUUUAUAUGAUUGUGUCAAACUGUCCAGUGCAGUAAAUAUGUAAACGAUAUGCAUUCUAUGCAUACUAUAUCAACCUUUCACCGCCACGAUAAAACUUUUGAACUAGCCCUUUAAAAAAUUUUAAACAAUACAUUUUUAUUAAAUGAAUGAAGGGUUUAGACUUCUCACAUUUUGAAACACCAGAUUUGUUUCUGAAUGAUGGCUUGUAUCACAACAAAUUGCCGCUCUUAAUAAUAAAUAGCUAUGAGUCAGUUGAUAAGAUGGCCCUUAUGUUGAGAUGCAAUGAUGCACACAAUGAAGCCGUUACUGUAUGAAGAAGGCAUAAACUUGAUAUGCAACAUUUUGCAUCGGUGAGGAGUUUAAAGAUUACAUCAGAAAAAGCAAAAACAUCUAAGAAAAUAUUUGAUUAUUUUUUCAGGAUGGAAAACAACAAGACUUUCAGUAGAUAACAGAAAAGCUGAAUGGAUUAAAACAAAUGGGUUGAAAUUUUCUUAGGCGUAUUCAAGGAAACUGCUGUCUUUGUAAUGCUAAUUGUGCUAAAGACAUUGAUUCCCAAUAUAAGAAGCAAAACAUUAAUUCCAUCAUUUUCAUUGACAGUGACCGCUCACUUGCAAAUGUAGCAUGAAGUCAGUUUUGCCCAUUAUGAAAACAAUAGUAGCCUCUAAAUAUGCUAGCUUUGGAAAAUCCAGUACCCCAACUAAUUUUAUGAAAAAUUAAAAAAAGUUUUUAGAAUCCCAUUUGGAUUAAGAUUAAAUUUUACAAGGAUAAAUCCUAUCGAAUUAAAAAAAAAAAAUCUUAAUACUAUAAGCUCUUCUUCAAAGGCAGUUUAGUUCCUUAGAGCUUUCCAUUAAAAAUUUGCUUUGAUUUCAGGACAUAAUACUGUUGAAAUAUUUUAAAUCAAAUGCCAGCAGCUACACAUGCAUUUAGAUUAGCAUUUAUCUUCUUUUUUGUAUGUGAUGGCCAACAACAACAUAGUGUGGAUAACAUUAAGAUUUCUGAUUCUCUGACUGGAUAUUGUGUGUUUAUACAGACCCAUGUUGUACCAGGUAAUUGUGUUUUCUGAAAUAUUUCACAUCCAACAUCAGGAAAUUUUCUUUAGACAGUCAAAGAUGAAAAAUAGAAGUUGAACCUGACCUUGACAUACAGCAAAAAUCUGUUUCAUAUUUGUGAUGAGUAUGUUUGAGAGUUUUUGGGUUUUUUUCUUUUUGUCAUUUGGGGGAAGGCUAAAUCUCAAGUGCUUGUAGUUAAUAGCAUUUUCUGUCAAUAGUAUUUAUUUUUGUAACUCUGCAAAUCUGCCUUCUUUGCCAGGUUUAAAGAUGGUUGGCCCAGUUUAUUUUUUUAUAGUCCAGUUUUUAUGAUUGUACAGAAUUUUCUAAUCAUACUCAUAUAGAUCAUAGGACUUUACUAUACAGCUGUCAAGAAGUACCCAAGACUGAACAAAUGAGGACAUGCCUAACUUUGUAAAUAAGCAUGUAAAUAGCAAAAUACCUGCAAUAAAUGUAAAAAUUUAAAGCA